Molecule: messenger RNA, 4083 nt
Organism: Astyanax mexicanus (Mexican tetra)
Lineage: Eukaryota; Metazoa; Chordata; Actinopteri; Characiformes; Acestrorhamphidae
Exons: 8
Coding region: 866-2989 (707 amino acids)
Biological process (GO): regulation of apoptotic process
Source: RefSeq, a predicted model, not a curated record
UUAAAACUUGGGUGGGAUUGAGUAACUUAACCUAGCUAGCGUUGUUGUAGCUGUGUUAUAAACACGUUGACCUAUUUAGACUCAGUCCUGGUUAAGUUAGCUAGGUUAACUAGCGCGCUGUGAGGCUAUCUGAUCUGGAGGUAACGCGUCUACACUCCCGUAACUCGGUUUAUUUAACUUCCUUAAGAAACCUCGUUCUCUGGCUUUAGGAUUUUUCCAUGCAGUUAGUUUCAGCUUCAAGGAAGUGGACGCUGUUCGGUCGUUUCACAUAUAAACGAUGAAGACUAUAGGAUGCGUACCUGAUAAACAACAAAACCUCCAGACUUCACCAGUCCUCAGUCUGGGACAGCAGGUAAAAUGCUGGCAUAGGCACACAUGAGGUUUAGCUAAAAUAAUAGUUAUUUUUAUUAGCAACAUUUCUCAAAUGAUUUCUUAUUUCAAAUGUUGUAGUUUCUCAUGAAGCAUUUUCCUGGAAUUAACUGAAGAUAAUUUUGAGACAGCCAAUAAGAAAUAUAAGUAGCUUGUUAACUUGUCAAAGAAUGGAAAUUUUUACCUAUUGUCAGUAUAGCUGUUAAAAAUGAUCUUGUUUUUCUAGAAGAAUUAGAUGUCACACACAAACAACAAUGGCCCCAAAAUUCAACCCUGUGGGACAAGGUUGUACACUGGCUUGGCUUUUCAAUGACUUUUCAAUAGUGGUGUAAUUAUUGCCUGAUGUUUUGAAUACAUGUAAUUGAAUAAAACAAUGAUGUAACUAGUUGCUUUCCACUUGGAUGUGUUUUCAUAUUUUUCUUUUUGCAGCUGCAAUAAUGAACAGGCUUCUUAUAUGACAUUUUGAGAGCUCAUCUACAGAUGUCUAUGAGGUCAUAUGUUGGCAUCCUCAGCACAGAUGUCUCGUGAUUUAGCCCCAGGUUCAGAGGUAAGGCAGACGGUGAAGGCUCACUUGUUGGCAUCUCAGAAGCUCCUGGUGGAUUCCAUGUAUAAUCUGGCCCCGCUGCUGGACUGCAUGCUGUCCACUGAGCUUUUGUCCCAGGAUAACUACCACGAGAUAAAGGCUGAAAAGACCCCGCAAAACAGGGCCCGCAAACUACUGGAGAUUGUCCAAGCUCAGAUGGACGAAAGCGAGGCCAGGCGCUUUCUGGAGUGUCUGAAAGAAUGCAAGCAGCAAUACCCACGACUGCGCAACUGGCUCUCAUCUGAAACAGGAAUCCUGAGUGGACAAACAGAUAUGUCUUUCCAGACUGGAAGCUCUUCCACUGAGCGAAGGUUACAGGCGCAGUUUUAUUCUCUGUGUGGUCGCCUGGGCUCCUCCGUGCUCCCCAUCUCUCUGGCCCUCUUCUCCAGCAGCACCCUGACCCAGUUUGACCUUGAGCGGAUUCAAGCUGCUCCAACCCCAACCCAGCAGACUCAGACCCUGUUGUGUAUUUGUCUGACUAAAGGAGAGAAUGCAUGCAGGAGCUUCUAUGAGGCUCUACACAAUGAGGACGAGCAGUUAGCAGAGGAUAUGAAUGUAACUAGUAUGGUGGAGGGUCUUUCCAUUAGCAGUAAAGCCAGGUCUGAAUCCAGCAAUGUUCCCAUAGCAGUGGAGGAGACCAGAGAUACAGCAGAAGGACAUCUGCCUUACUCAGAGGUUCGGCUCUCUGAGAGGGGCUGCUUAUCCCUGAAGUUGCUCCAGGAGGCUGAAGCUAUCCUGCGCAGCGGCUGCCACAGCCACUUGCACAAGUGGGACCAUCUACAUGAUCAAGAUCACCUGCAUGGGCUGGACCAGCUGCAUGUAACAGACUGCAGGGAACAGUGCAGGGUGUGGACAGUCUUUAGCUUUCUGCUGUGGGACUGCCUGGUUGAAGCUCUGGAGGAGCCUGAGCUAAAGCCCAGUGGUGACAGUAAGGGCCGUAGCCUGACUGGUGCACUGCAGUGUCUGCGGGGUUGUGAGAGAGUGGAGGCAGAUCUACUACAGGAGCUGGAGCUGUGCUGGGAGGAAGGAGGGGCUGAGAACCUUUUACAAAGCAUCAGAGUUCUGGCCCAGAUCCUGAGAGACCUGUACCCUUUUCAAGAUCAUUUCAAGCUUUCAGGACCUUCUGUGGAAGGACUGUACAGCUGUCGGUUUAGUAGGAUCCACAGGGUCACUUCAUUCCAGGGCAUUUCAGCCAGGAUGAUCAAGAAAGCCCUGAACAGUGUUGGCCCUGUCUCAUCACACAGAGACUUGACACAUCGAGCUCAACAGUACAGGGAUUUGUGUCUUCAAAUUGCACGAUUGCUAAAUACGGUACAGCUAGAACGAAGCUCUGGUGAACUCACGAAUGCACCUAUUACAAAUAUCAUCCAGCACAUCUGUCUUACACUUUCAAAACCGUCUUUUAACUCUAGAGCCUUUAACGCAGGAAUUCGUCACCGCUUACUCACUCUAACAGAGUUUAUUCCUACACAGCUGUGCCUGGGCACCCUGAUGCAGCUGCAUCAGGAGACCCUGUCAGAACUUCAGCUCUACCUUCAGCGAGGAGAGCACCACAACUUCCAGUUUGACCCCCAAUCUGUUCAAAUUCUCGGACUGGCGCGUCUGCUUUCAGUCAGCAGUGCCCGGGGACCAACAGCCAUCGACAACGGGGUGGAGGAGGACUUCCGUUUCGUAGCGUCUGAGGCAACUUCCUUCCUGGUGCGGCUUCGCUGUCUUGGCUAUGAGGAAAUUAAAGGGUUCUUCGAGGUUAGUGAGCCACGCUGUUUCUUGGCCUCACAGCUAGGGGAGAAUGGACAUCAUGCCAUUCGCUGGCUAGGAGACGUUCUGGCAGAGGAAGAAAACAAAAUAUGGAUAAGAGAAGGAGGCACAGGAUGGAGGGAAGAACUGGAGACUGUGGCAAGAAGACAUUCCAUUCAGCUCUGCAAUGAGGGCUGCCUCUUCAGGGUCACGACCUCCCAGGAAGAGUGUGAGGUCAAGUUCAUGUACAGGGCUGGUAGGCUAUGGGCUACAGCACAGAAGGACUGUGAAGUGCUUUGAGAUUGGGAAAUUUUAAGCAGUGAUGUGAUAGUCAUUUUCAAAUUACACACCAUAAUGUGGCCUCCUUUACACAUUUAAAAAAAAAAAAAACACCCUACUCCAUGCAGAUAUUUUUCCUGAAAUUGGGCCAAUAUGUGUGUUAACACGCACUCAAUAACAAAAUAUAUUUUUAUGCAUCUGAGUAUUCCAGAAGUCAGUCAAACAACAUACCCUCAUUUCUUAGGCCUAGAUUUGAGUGCUGGAGUUUAGACUACUCAUAUGCAAAUGAAAUGUAGCCAGAUACUUAUCAAAAAAUAAAGCAUGUUUCUGUCUGAAGGGCAGCAGAGUGUGCAGUAAAGACCAUUUAAAUGAUGAUCCGUGUUUGCUGAUUAAAUGAGUCCAGGUAAAUGCUCUUAUUGAAAACGAGACAUUUGGUCUUGGGUUGAUGGCUGGCCACAUAGGGAGUGUUUAGGGUUUAGAAAUAAGUGUGCACCGCCUCCUGCUGGCCAGAGCUUAAAUAACCCUAGUCAUAAUGUAAAAAUACACUCCGCUAUUUCACAAUUUGACAUUCAUACAUUUUAAACACGUUUCAUUUUUAUGCAUGUUUUUUGCAUUACUUACUAAUAAAACUACACUGGGAGCAGUGUGGUGCAUGACACAAAGGUGCUGAAAAUGAUGCUGUUUAGUGCUUGUUGGCAAACUUUGGUGUUCAAAAGUGCAUCUAUAUUAGAUAACGUACUGUCCUUAGGGUUCUGAAUUGUAAGAUCACAAUUUAUUUGCUGCAUCGUUAUACCCCUACUUUACAGCAAUAAAAUAUAAUGACUGGAAAAAAAAAUGGACACGCUCUGUUUUAUAUUUUUGGGCUGUAUUAUAUUACUAUAUCAGUAGUAUGAAAGGAAGGCAGUGUUCACUAAUCACUAAACUUCAGUAUGGCUGCUAAUCAUAGCUAGGUAACAUAACUAGUGUGAGCUUCAUGUCUGGGGAGGAGCAGGAGAACAGAAAACUCUAUCCAGUGUUUUUAAAUUGGACCUUUUUUAGCCAUUUUAGACACUUGCUCCAUUUAUUACCAAUUGUUCUCAUUUGUUGCGAGCAUAUUAAAGGAACUUUAGUUCAAA